This is a messenger RNA of Juglans regia (Persian walnut), 2173 nucleotides long. Its product is annotated as probable L-cysteine desulfhydrase, chloroplastic. The record is from RefSeq and is a predicted model, not a curated record. The transcript is spliced from 2 exons. Lineage: Eukaryota; Viridiplantae; Streptophyta; Magnoliopsida; Fagales; Juglandaceae. Bases 332 to 1813 code for a protein of 493 amino acids.
AAUAAAGUGUAAGUUGACGGGGAAAAUGAGAUAAUCAAGCAUGGUCUUGAAUGUGACUGAAAAUAUAGGGUGGCUGAGAGAAGUAUCGACGAUUUUCGAUGGCUUUGAGGAGGACGAGGAACAUUGGCUCCGUCUUUCUGCACUUUCUAAUCCCGUAAUCCGUCGAGGGUCGAGAAAGUUGUGAAAGGAGGCAUUUUGAAGCGGAUAACCGAUGUGGGAAGAAACCUCAACCGAAUUGAUUACGUGGUAAGAUCUCCACCAUUGGUUUCAAUCGAAUGGUCCACUUUUGUCAGAUUGCACGAUUGCGGAGACCUUUGUCUGGGGACCUUCCAUGGUUCCCAGUUUUCCUCGUACCGAUCUAUUUUGCAGCUUUGCUGCCUCUGGCUAUCCCUCUCUCUCUCUACCCAUUCUCUCUGUUGCUCACACUCCACUAGGCUCUAACCCUCUGCGAACCUUAACCAUAACCCUGCGCACCAUGGCCUCCAACCAUCUCAACGGUGACUCCCAUAUCCACCACCUUCCCAAAAAACCCAAACUUUCUUCCACUUCCCUCAUCACUCCCUCUGAAAUCCAAUCGGAAUUCUCCCACCAUGAUCCCUCCGUCGCCCGCAUCAACAACGGCAGUUUCGGUUGCUGUCCGACCUCCGUUAUCAAGGACCAACAGGUCCUACAGCUUGAAUUUCUCCGCCAACCCGACCACUUCUACUUCAACUGCCUCAAGGAGGGGAUUCUAAAAUCCAGGACUGUCAUCAAACAGCUCAUCAAUGCUCGCCACGUCGACGAAGUCUCCAUCGUCGACAACGCCACCACUGCUGCUGCCAUCGUCCUCCAACGUACCGCCUGGGCCUUCGCCGAGGGCCGUUUCGACAAAGGUGAUGUCGCGAUUAUGCUUCACUACGCCUACGGUGCUGUCAAGAAAUCCAUCGAGGCAUAUGUCACGCGCGCAGGUGGGUGCGUCAUCGAGGUACAAAUGCCUUUUCCUGUUAAUUCCAACGAUGAGAUUAUCCAUGAGUUUAGGAAGGCAUUAGAGAGAGGGAAAGAGAACGGGAGGAAAAUUAGGUUAGCUGUGAUUGAUCAUAUCACUUCCAUGCCGUGCGUGGUGAUCCCUGUGAAGGAACUGGUUAAAAUUUGCAGGGAAGAAGGUGUUGACCAGGUUUUUGUGGACGCGGCCCAUGCCAUUGGGUGCACUGAUGUUGAUAUGCAAGACAUUGGGGCCGAUUUCUAUACGAGCAACUUGCACAAAUGGUUAUUUUGCCCACCUUCCAUUGCUUUUUUGUAUAGUAGGGGCUCGCCCAAAUGCUUGGACUUGCAUCAUCCUGUUGUGUCUCAUGAGUAUGGAAGUGGGUUGGCCGUGGAAAGUGCUUGGAUUGGGACUAGGGACUACAGUGCACAAUUGGUGGUUCCAAAAGCUUUGGACUUUGUUAAUAGGUUUGAAGGCGGUAUAGAAGGGAUCAAGAAGAGGAAUCAUGAUAAUGCUGUGGAGAUGGGGCAGAUGUUGGCCAAAGCGUGGGGGACCAAUCUCGGGUGUCCUCCGGAGAUGUGCGCAAGCAUGAUCAUGGUUGGGUUGCCGGCUUCUUUGGCAAUCUCGAAUGAUUCGGACACUUUAAAGUUAAGGACACAUUUGAGGGAGAAUUUCGGUGUUGAAGUGCCAAUAUACUACCGGGCACCAAAAGAUGGUGAGGUUGGCGUGAUAACUGGGUACGCACGGAUCUCCUAUCAAGUCUACAAUACAUUCGAGGAUUACACCAAGUUCAGGGAUGCAGUAAACAAACUUGUUUGCGAUGGUUUCACUUGCAACCUUCUUUCUAAUUGAAGAGCAUGGUUCUCAGCUUGGCUCGGAUGCUUGUCUACCUUUCAUGGUUUCGGUACCAUGAACUCCCAAAAUUAGUGGACAAGCAGCAAACACAGAGGAGCGAAUGAAUAAUGGAGAGUAGAAACAGUUAGCUUUUGUGAUUAGAGUUCCUAGAAGAGAUGUUUCUAUAUAUAUUUAUCUGUUGUGCUCUAAGAGAUACUUGUACAUAUUUUCUGACUGCUUGACAUUUGGAUGCUCUUUAACGUUUGAACUCGGAGUUGACUUUUUUUUUUUUUUUUGGUUGUGCGCGCGCGCGCCAUUCUCUGUGUACUGAUGUAAAUUUUCUCUGGUAAUGAGAGCUGCUAUGCAUAAUCUGCCAUA